Messenger RNA from Pollicipes pollicipes, 1355 nucleotides. Its product is annotated as acetylcholine receptor subunit alpha-L1-like. Lineage: Eukaryota; Metazoa; Arthropoda; Thecostraca; Pollicipedomorpha; Pollicipedidae. The record is from RefSeq and is a predicted model, not a curated record. Bases 1 to 1323 code for a protein of 440 amino acids. Gene Ontology annotation, biological process: monoatomic ion transmembrane transport. Gene Ontology annotation, cellular component: postsynaptic membrane. The transcript is spliced from 7 exons. Gene Ontology annotation, molecular function: transmembrane signaling receptor activity; acetylcholine-gated monoatomic cation-selective channel activity.
AUGUGGAAGGCCCACGUCUCCAAGAUCCACCUGGGCUGCAAAAAAAAUCUGAAGGACCAGAUUCUGACGACAAACGUGUGGGUGGAGCAUGAGUGGCUGGACUACAGGUUUAUAUGGGACCCGUUUGAAUACGGGGGUGUGACGGAGUUGUACGUGCCAGCGGAACACAUAUGGCUGCCAGACAUAGUGUUAUAUAAUAAUGCUGACGGUGAGUACGUCAUCACGACGUUGACCAAGGCGGUCAUCCACAGCGAGGGACGGGUGGUGUGGCACCCCCCGGCCAUCUUCAAGUCCUACUGCGAAAUCGACGUUCGAUACUUUCCCUUCGACCAGCAGAAGUGCUUCAUGAAGUUUGGCAGCUGGAGCUAUGGGUCUUCGAUUGAUCUGCGGCACAUCAAGCAGUCAAGGGAAUCCAACCACGUGGAGCUGGGCAUCGACCUUAAGGAGUACUAUCCGAGCGUCGAGUGGGACAUUCUCAAAGUGCCAGCCACCCGGAACGAGAAGUUCUACCCCUGCUGCACGGACCCAUUCCCAGAUAUCUAUUUUAACAUGACCCUUCGCCGGAAGACGUUGUUCUACACCGUGAACCUCAUCAUCCCGUGCGUGGGGCUCUCGUACCUGUCGGUGCUCGUGUUCUACCUGCCGGCCGACUCCGGCGAGAAGGUCGCCCUCUGCAUCACCAUCCUGCUCUCGCAGACCAUGUUCUUCCUGCUCAUAUCGGAGAUCAUGCCGUCCACCUCGCUGGCCGUGCCGCUACUCGGAAAGUACCUGCUCUUCACCAUGAUUCUGGUCAGCAUCUCUGUCAUUUCCACGAUCGUCAUUCUCAACAUCCAUUACCGCAAGCCGUCCACGCACAAGAUGGCGCCAUGGGUGCGCCGCUUCUUCAUCCACAAGCUGCCGCCAUUCGUCCUGAUGAAGGUGCCCGAGGAGUCGUCCACCACGUCCCCGUUCGAGAUCAAGCCCAACGGCUUCCACGGCUACCAGCGGGCGCCCACGGACCUGGAUGAGGGCGUUCGACUGCAUGCGCUCAACUACUUCGAUGACGAAAAGAAGUACCCGUUUGAGAUUGAGCGGGCUAUUCAGAACGUCAAAUUCGUGCACCAUUGCUGGAAAAUCCAGGAUCAGUACGACGAGGAGGACCAGGACUGGGCGUUCAUCGCCAUGGUCAUGGACCGCGUGCUGCUGCUGAUCUUCAGCGUGGUCUCGCUGCUCGGCACGUUCGUCAUCCUGUGCGAGUCGCCGUUCCUGUACGACACGACGCCGGCGAUCGACAUCCAGCUGUCGGAGGUGGCGCACCAGAUGGACAUGUUCGGCGACGCGUGAGGCGGCCGCCCCUGCCGGCUCGCGCUCGUCGC